CGUUUGGUUAAGGGGGAGAGAGAGAGAGAGUAGGCCGAAGCAGACCACAAACACACAAACACAAAGGAAAGGAGAAAGCCGCCUAUCCCUUGCCCGACGUCUUCUUGUGCCGCCGCGUGAACUAUAUACGAGCUUUCGUAACCUCCAUCUCCAAACACAGGGGUCCAAUCAGGGGAGAAGAGGAAUCUUCUACUGUAUCUGUCGAUCCUUUUCUUCCAACAACAUCACAAGACAUGGACAAAGGAAAAGCAGUGAUGGGUUCGGGCCGUAGAUGGGCUGUUGAUUUCACUGACAAUUCGACCGCUCCUUCUUCUCGGGACUUUCCCGAUCCUCCUGGUUUCUCUCGCGCUUCUCAAGAUCAGGAUGAUUCCACUGUAACUAAGCAAAAAAAGGAUGCUGAAGCUAAUUGGAAAGCUCAGAAAGCUUGGGAAGUGGCACAAGCACCUUUCAAGAAUUUGCUGAUGAUGGGGUUCAUGAUGUGGAUGGCUGGAAAUACAGUUCAUCUUUUUAGCAUUGGUAUUACAUUUUCAGCUCUUUGGCAGCCCAUAAGUGCUCUUCAAGGGGUUGGGAAGGUUUUUGAGCCAUACAAAGACAGUAAAGUAGAUCUUCUUGGGCCUAAGUUGCUGUUUAUUGCCCUUAAUUUGGGGGGUUUAGCACUGGGAAUUUGGAAGCUUAACACAUUGGGGCUUCUUCCAACUCAUGCAUCUGACUGGGUCUCAUCCUUGCCUCCUGCUCAGGAGGUUGAAUAUUCAGGUGGUGGCAUUCCCCUGCAUUAAUGUGGUUCCUUGCAGUUGUUGAUCAAAGGAAGGGUUGAAGUGCAAAAAAAAAUCCACAAAGAAAGGUGCUAUUCUAGGACGAUGACCUGUUGUAUGCAUGGUGGGGUGACGCCAUGUAUAAUUUACCUCGCAGAUUGUUUAUCUUGGGUAGCAUGGGAGACAGCUCUGAUUGAUUCUACUCCAUAAGAGUGUAGUGGACUAGUAAUGGAUGCCAUAGUUCUUUUUUCCUCAUUCUAUUGAACCAUUAAUGAACGCUAUAUUUGUUUUCUUCCAGAAACUCAGGUCUGGAAUAGUCCUUGUAUUAAGCCAGUGAUAUAGUAAGUUUGUCUUCAUCUUGGAAAUUGAAUGGCGGUAUUCUGAUCCUAUCCUACAGUUCUAUAAUGCAAUAAAAAGGGUAACUUUGGCUGACA
Molecule: messenger RNA, 1186 nt
Organism: Manihot esculenta (cassava)
Lineage: Eukaryota; Viridiplantae; Streptophyta; Magnoliopsida; Malpighiales; Euphorbiaceae
Product: ER membrane protein complex subunit 4
Exons: 6
Coding region: 234-776 (180 amino acids)
Biological process (GO): protein folding in endoplasmic reticulum
Cellular component (GO): EMC complex
Source: RefSeq, a predicted model, not a curated record